CUCCAAGUCAUUUUCUCAUCCACCGCGCUGCAGCCAUCUCAAUGCCACUGCUUCGAAUUCCGAAGCAGAAUGUAGCACCCCACCAGUUCAGACGCUUUCUGAGCGCGUGCAGCCACUCGUCCUUGCACCAAUUACUAGGUGCCCAAGACCCAUGCAGCUCGUUCAUAAGCCACGAUGCCGAUACACCAUUUCUCAAGGACCGGAAUGUCGACGGCCGGGGCGACCAUGCAACUACUCCUCUCAGGCAUGAAGGCAUGAUUGUGGCCAUCAAGGAUAACAUCUGCACCUCGGACUACCAUACAACUUGUGCGAGCAGGACUCUGUCCGGCUUUCGCAGUCCUUACGAGGCAACAGUCGUUACGCUUCUGAAGCAAAAUGGGGCUCGGAUCGUUGGCAAAACGAACAUGGACGAAUUUGGCAUGGGUUCUCAUUCUAUGAACUCGCAUUUCGGGCCUGUCAUUCAGCGUUGUUUGAGGCCAGACAGUCAAGAGAUCCUUUAUACUGCUGGUGGAAGCAGCGGAGGCUCAGCCGUAGCAGUACAACAAGGCAUGUGUGAUGCGGCUAUAGGCACAGACACCGGUGGCAGUGUGCGACUUCCUGCAGCAUGGUGCGGUGUCGUUGGGUUUAAGCCGAGCUACGGAAUGAUCAGCAGGUGGGGAGUUGUUGCUUACGCCAACAGUCUCGACACUGUGGGAAUAUUUGCGAGAUCAAUCUCUCGGGUUAAGAAAAUAUUCACUACUCUACGCGUGUUUGAUAUUCAAGAUCCGACAUCACUACUGCCCACUUCGAUAGCACGAAUCUCUCGAUCGCAACAUUCUACUGAAGAUAAUACUAGCCAAUUAGAAGAGAACAGGAGAAAAAAGUGGACUGUGGGUGUUCCGAUUGAGUACAACAUAGAAGAAUUAUCUCCUUUGGUUCGCCAGGUUUGGCAUAACGCUCUUGAGGCGUGUCAGCGCGAAGGACACACAGUGAUCCCUAUAUCCCUUCCAAUGACCAGGUCUGCUCUUUCAGCAUACUACGUUCUUGCGCCUGCAGAGGCCGCGUCAAACCUAGCAAAGUAUGAUGGCGUCCGAUACGGCGCACGAGAGGAAGGCACCGAUGGUGCAAGCGGUAUUUUGUUCUCAAAGACAAGGUCGAAUUGUCUGGGGACUGAGGUCAGGCGCCGAAUAUUACUGGGUAACUAUUCGCUUAGUGCUGAUGCUAUCGGCAACUACUUUAUCCAGGCACAAAAGGUUCGGCGGCUGGUCCAAAAGGAAUUUAAUAACGUAUUCGCUGCACCUCACCCGCUUCUCGACUCAACAUCUCUGGAGGAAGACACAUGCUCUGAUCAAGAAAAGAGCAUAAUGUUGCCAAGUUCGCAAAGAGUUGACAUAAUACUCUGUCCAACUGCGCCCACGCCGCCACCACCCGUUCAAGAACUUGUAAGGCAAAAUCCUGUCGAUCAAUACACCAAUGAUGUGUUUACUGUACCUGCGAGUUUGGCGGGUUUACCCGCGUUGAGUAUACCGUGGGACCUUAAAGAAAACACCUGUAAAUUACUGGAUCCGAGCAGGAAUACUGGCUUGCAGGUAAUUGGUCAGUUCGGAUACGAUUGGCAGGUUCUCGACUUUGCUCAGCGCCUUGAGGAGAUGCGGAAGAGAUAUUUCUAAUAGGUGAUUGGAGAAUGUUUUUAAUAGAUUUUGGCGUGAAUAAAAGAUCAAUUAAGAGUUACGACAUAUCUGUAAGGAAGUGAGAGGGUACAGGCUUACGGGACACGUGCGUUUCGUCGCGUGUCACAUGCCCCAUAGACUAGGGGUAUUUAUACCACGCAUAGCACUCAGCUCAGUUUACUUAGUCGUCAGUCUUGACACCUAAUCCAGAUAUACUGCUUCCCAUAUUGAUA
This is a messenger RNA of Verruconis gallopava, 1882 nucleotides long. RefSeq names its product aspartyl/glutamyl-tRNA(Asn/Gln) amidotransferase, A subunit. Gene Ontology annotation, biological process: mitochondrial translation; glutaminyl-tRNAGln biosynthesis via transamidation. Lineage: Eukaryota; Fungi; Ascomycota; Dothideomycetes; Venturiales; Sympoventuriaceae. The record is from RefSeq and is a predicted model, not a curated record. The transcript has 2 exons. Gene Ontology annotation, cellular component: mitochondrion; glutamyl-tRNA(Gln) amidotransferase complex. Bases 42 to 1649 code for a protein of 535 amino acids. Gene Ontology annotation, molecular function: glutaminyl-tRNA synthase (glutamine-hydrolyzing) activity.